Molecule: messenger RNA, 2408 nt
Organism: Amphibalanus amphitrite
Lineage: Eukaryota; Metazoa; Arthropoda; Thecostraca; Balanomorpha; Balanidae
Product: neurogenic locus notch homolog protein 1-like
Exons: 2
Coding region: 19-2289 (756 amino acids)
Cellular component (GO): extracellular region
Molecular function (GO): peptidase inhibitor activity
Source: RefSeq, a predicted model, not a curated record
GACCCAUGAGCGGUGACCAUGGCGCCGGCCGGCACGCUGCUGGCCGCGUUGGUGCUGGCCGCCGCCCGACCGGCAGCCCUGCACGAGACAGGGACAGAGGCGGCUACUAAGAAGUGUGGUCUGUGUCCCAUCUCGGCCAAGAUAUUAUGCCCGGUGCGAUGUUCUGGGGGUGGUCCAGUUCCCAUCAAAGAGCUGCCCACAGCCAGCCGACCUGGCCAGUGCCCAAACAACGACGCCAUCUCGGUUCUGAAGUGCCCGCUGUUGCCGGACGAUCAUUGCUCGCAGGACUCGGACUGUUCUGAGCCCGGCUACAAAUGCUGCGACUACGGCUGUGGACGAUCCUGUGUUCCUGCUUGCAAACCAAUGUGUAGGUUUGGCGAGAGAUGUGAGAUGCUACGCGGCAAGGCUUGCAAACGGUAUGGCCUGUGUCCCCCACAGCAGUCGACAGCUGUGUGCCGUCCGAUUCCCCUGCUGAAUCCCAGCCUGUGUGAACUGGCUAAUUGUGGCCUCGGUUCGCAGUGCGUGGAACGUGACGGGAAGGCCUUCUGCGUGUGGAUCCGCUUCGUCAAAAACCCGUGCGCCACCUUCAGCUGCUCGUUAGGCAGAAUCUGCGUGGUGCGUGGCGACAUCCCACGCUGCAUCGAGUCCAUGCCUCCAUCUGAUGCUUGCUCUUUGAAGUACUGCGCUGCUGGUACCGAGUGUGUCGUUUCAAACGGGCGUGGCAUCUGUAUAAGCAAGUGUGCGCUGAUUCACUGCAAGGGCAACACCAAGUGCAAGCUACGCAAUGGCCUCCCGGUGUGUGUCAAAGGUGAGCCGCUGAUCGACCCGUGCGCCGACUUCGUUUGCGGAAAAGACGAGCAAUGCUUGGUGCGGAGAGGUCUCGCCGUCUGCGUCAAUCCCUGCUCCAAGGCCAAGUGCUCAUCAGGUCGACGCUGCAUCGUCCGCAAUGGAAUGGCCGAAUGUGUGGUGGAUCCGGUGGUAAAGCCACCGCCCGACCCUUGCGCUAAGGUUAUGUGUGGCGCAGGACAUCGCUGCCACGUCCGGAAGCCCUACGGCGCCGUCUGCGUGCUCAUCAAGGACCCGUGCGCACUCAAGAAGUGCCGCUCGGGGCAUAGGUGCGUGUUGGAUAAGAAACGACCGAAGUGCGUGGGCCUUUGCCAGCUGAUCACUUGUCCCGAGUACACCCGCUGCGAAGUGCAAAACGGCGAGGCAGUGUGUGUGCGCGGCACACCGCCGGCUAUCCGCGACUUGUGCUCGACCGUUAAGUGUCCCGCUUACACAGAAUGCGUGGUGAGCGCCAACCAGGUGUUCUGUCUGGAGUUCCCCAGGCCUGUGGACGUGUGCGCCGGAGUUCACUGUCGACCCGGCACGGUGUGUGUGGAAUACUCCGGCCAGGCGUUCUGUGCGGCUUCCACUCCGGGAGUGGACGUCUGCAGUCUCUUCCAGUGCCAGGCCGGGUUCCAGUGCGUUGUGUACCGGGGAAAGGCCACCUGUAUCCAGGUGGAACCGUGCCAGCUGGUCCGCUGCAGUGCCAAGCUGGUCUGUGUAGUCAUCGGCGGCAGAGGCCACUGCAGGCCGAGUGCGAUUCGCACCUGUCCUCCUUGCCCGCCCCACACCCGAUGUAACCAGAAGAAGGGCGUCUGCGAGCCGCUGCCGAACCCGUGCCGCCAGGUGGACUGCAGCGCCGGCCAGAGGUGCGAGGUGCGUGGCGGGCGCGCCGUGUGCGUCACAUUCGACCCGUGCGCCGUCAUCUCUUGCGGCACUGGCCAGCGCUGUGUGAGCAACGGCGGUCGACCUGCGUGCAUCAGCACCGACCCGUGUUCGCUGGUGCGCUGCUCAACGGGCAUGAAGUGUGUCCACGGCGAGUGCGUGCCGAUCGACCCGUGCGUGCUGGUGCGCUGCCCGUCCGGCACCCGCUGCCACAACGGCAUCUGCGUCACCGUCAACCCCUGCCUCAAAGUGGUCUGCGGCUCCGGCAUGGAGUGUCGCCAGCGCGGCAGCGUGGGUGUCUGCGUGUCGGUGAACCCCUGUGUGAGCGUCAGCUGCUCGAGCCACGAGCGCUGCGAAGUCCGAGGAAGCGUGGGCGUCUGUGUGGUAAUCAACCCGUGUGCAAAGGUCAGCUGUGAUGAGUACCAUCAUUGCGUGCGCAGGGGAGAUCGCGGGGUUUGCGUCAAGCGCGAAUGUCGCACCAAAAACUGCAGAGCCCCCUGCCACACAAAGUACUGCGGAAAACGGAAAUGCUACGGUAAGCACUGCGGUAGCUACAAAUGUAGCGGGAAGUAUUGCUGAAAGUAUAAUGUCACCCUACUCCCAUAGAAUACAUGGCAUCGCUAUGGGAAAGCUAGAUGAUGAUCUACCAAUGUCAACUAAGUGAAUUCACCGGCUAAAAACUAAAUAAAUUACAACUA